Phalaenopsis equestris is the source of this 1426-nucleotide messenger RNA. Its product is annotated as zinc finger protein CONSTANS-LIKE 3-like. The coding region runs from base 109 to 1113 and encodes 334 amino acids. The transcript is spliced from 2 exons. Lineage: Eukaryota; Viridiplantae; Streptophyta; Magnoliopsida; Asparagales; Orchidaceae. Gene Ontology annotation, molecular function: protein binding; zinc ion binding. The record is from RefSeq and is a predicted model, not a curated record. Gene Ontology annotation, cellular component: nucleus. Gene Ontology annotation, biological process: regulation of flower development; regulation of photoperiodism, flowering.
CUCCCCCCACUCCCUUAUCAUCCCUGUGCACAGAACAACUCCAUACUCCAUCUUCUCAGCAUCUACAACAAGAAGGCAAAGUAGAGAGAGAGAGAGAGAGAGAGAGAGAUGGGAUUCGCAGGUGCAGAAAGCCCCGGAACCUUUUGGAGUCUUCGUGCUCGCUCUUGCGACGCCUGCAAAGGCGCAACCGUGGCCUCAGCAAUCCUUUUCUGCCGCGCGGACGCUGCCUUCCUAUGCGGCACGUGCGAUGCGCGAGUGCACAGCGCAAACAAGCUCGCCUCCCGCCACGAGCGAGUCUCCCUCUGCGCGGUAUGCGAGCAAGCUCCGGCCGCCGUCACCUGCAAGGCCGAUGCCGCCGCCCUCUGUUCCUCCUGCGACGCCGACAUCCACUCAGCAAACCCCCUUGCCAGUCGCCACCACCGCAUACCCAUAGUCCCCUUCUUCGAUUCACCUUCUGCUAACAGCUCCGCCGCCGGUGACGGCGAUCCCGAUCCCGAAUCUUUCUUUUCUGGCGAUGCCGAAGCCGAGGCGUCAUGGGUCCUUCAAGAUCCGCCGAAGGAAGCGCAGCUCGAGAUGCCCAAAUCUGCCAACUGUUUCUUCUCCGAACUGAAUCCAUUUCUUGAUCUGGAGUACGCGUCGUCGGUGGACGCCGGGAUGUAUCAAUCGGACAGCGUAGUGCCCGCCGGAGCGGGAAUUCCUGCGAGUUUCAUGCUCGAUUUUGCUAAAUCGAAGCCUGCUUACAGCGGCUACAACAUCAGUCCCAGCAUGUCUUCAUCGGAAUUCGGGGUGGUGCCGGACGGCGAGGGGUGUGCGAUGGCGGACGUGUCGACCUGCGGCGGAGGGAGGUCAUCAUCUGUAACGGCGGUUUCGAUGAUGGAUCGGGAGGCGAGGGUGAUGAGGUACAGAGAGAAAAGGAAGAACAGGAGGUUUGAGAAGACGAUACGGUACGCGUCGAGGAAGGCGUAUGCGGAGACGAGGCCGAGGAUUAAGGGGAGGUUUGCGAAGCGGACGGAGAUGGAAGCGGAGUUUGACCGGAUCUACUUGUCGGCGGCGGCCGCUACGGCGGCGUUCAUGGCGGCGGAUCCUGGAUUCGGCGUGGUUCCCUCAUUCUGAGAUCUUCUUUGAUCUCUGUUUGGUCUGUGAUGUAACCCUUUUGUUUUGGAUUUUAGGCGCACUUGAAAUUGUGACGAGGAGGAGCGCCGUUAGCGGUGAACUCCAUUAUUUAUCUGUAAAUUGCUCUUUCGACCCUUUCUGCUUUCCAAUUCUGAAUCUCGAUCGCCAACGUUGGCGACUGACCUGUCGCUAAUUCAGGAAGUGUCCGUGCGACGAUGAAGGGGAAACGGGAAUCGGAUUGAGAGUGGAAGGGUUCUUUUUUGUGUGAUAAUUGACUUUUUUCUGCCAAAUAAAUUUUAUUACUUGCGAAAAG